AUGGGAUGCAUGCCGAGUGGAACCGCUUCUAGAGUUGACAACGUUGCAGACAAUCCUGGUAUGCGUCAUCAACAUAUAACUACACGUGGAAAAUUUUCUAAUGGAAGAGAACGCAAUGAUCUCGAAGCAACACAAGAAGAAAGGAUUGAGAUGUAUAAUGCUUUUAUUAAUGGAACCAGACCUGAUGAAAUAAUACAAAAACCAUGGAGAUAUGAUCCAUCUCGACCGGAUCAAGAACCGAGACCUAGCAAUGAUGAAAGUGUUGAUAAUGAUCUAUGGGAUGAUGAUCAUGUUCGUGUGCCAUGGUCACGAUUCUAUAUAUCUGUCAGUUAG
Messenger RNA from Rotaria sp. Silwood1, 333 nucleotides. The record is from the annotation of a GenBank genome assembly. Lineage: Eukaryota; Metazoa; Rotifera; Eurotatoria; Philodinida; Philodinidae.